Seriola dumerili (greater amberjack) is the source of this 2291-nucleotide messenger RNA. It is a transcript of the gene fam78ab, whose product is annotated as family with sequence similarity 78 member A. Bases 1292 to 2080 code for a protein of 262 amino acids. The record is from RefSeq and is a predicted model, not a curated record. NCBI's taxonomy places the organism in Eukaryota, Metazoa, Chordata, Actinopteri, Carangiformes, Carangidae. The transcript is spliced from 3 exons.
UGAACCUGCCGUGGCAGCGAUGGGACGAGCUCGGAGAAAUGACAGCCUGUGCAGGAAUUUAGGCUGAACUGCAUCCCAUCACAGAGAGGACCGCGCGGCUGCCGGCUCGCUCGCCCUGUGUGUGACUAUGUGCUGGCAGUUCUCCAUAGAGAGCCGCUAUGUUGUUUUUUCAUAUUUAUUUAUUUUUAAAUGUUUAGAAUGGAUCCGGUGAAAUGGGUGCUAAAGUUGACCCGGCGGUGUCCUCUGGAUGUUACGGUGCUCGACUAGAUCUCAGUGCUUGUGGAAAUGCUACCUCUCCCUGUGGGACGGUGAAAUAAUAAUUUUUCGGCGAUAGACUUGGGGGAGAAAUAACGGGAGCCGGCGUGAAGGAGAUAAAGGAAUUACCUCUCUGACCGAGAAACUGUGAGAGCCGCUGUUCACUCUGAAUUUUCUCCAGGAUUUCGCCCUGCUGAAGACACUGGAGACUUUCCAGUGAACUGUUUUAUAGGUAGACUUCUUCUUUUUCUUCUUCUUUUUUUUUUUGCAUGUUGUUUUUGUCGGUUAAAAAUAGACCACAAUUCAUGCAGUUGCACAACAUGAACCUUUAAUCCACACAUGUUGUAUUGACGUAAAAUAUAACGUCCAGUAACGCUGAUGAAUCGUUAAUUACACUUUUUUCCCCUCUUUUUUUUUUUUUAAAUUGAGGCUGUUGCGGAUUAAAUGCACACUAGGCAGCUCUAUUCAAUCUGACCUGCCAUUUAUCGUUAAAAACUGUCCGGCUUAACAUUUUUUCAAGUAAGAUUUGUCACCAGCUGGAUGUCUAUAGAGCUUUAACCAUUAGAUGAUAGUCCGGGGAUUAGCCUCUAAUGAAAUAAAGAAUCACACAAAAGACAAUACGACACUAAGAGGUAACACUAGUAGUUUUUGUUAAUUAUUUAGCUCAUAAUUAACCUGAACCUUUUACGCGCAACUUUCCAAUGGAUGCAUGUUUGCCAGAUGGUCAAGUCUUUUUGUAAUAGAGCACAUAUAAGAGGCAAUGGCUUGUAUCUUGACAGCAUGAAAACAUCAAUGCACGGAUAAGGAACGGUAUUGCACCUGCGCUUGUUUGCUGAAGUUGGGUUUACGCACCGGAAAGCAUGCGCUCUACGAAUACAAAGACUUUCUAAGCCGGUCUUCUUCUUCUUCCUCUUCUUUUCUGAAAGUAGUUUUGGAUCAAAGAUGCAUGGCUUUUUUAUGAGACAGUCCUCUGUACAUAAACACUUUUCAUUCUGACCUCUGGACGUUGUUGUGGAUUGUGUUGCUGUUUAAUGCAAUGGGCUGUAUCCAGAGUAUCAGGUGUAAGCCCAAGAGUUUCCGAGACAGUAUCAUCGUCCUGGAGGUGAACACUUGCAUCGAUAACAACCCCACCAGCAUCGACGAAUCAAACAGCGUGGUCCUGCGCUACCGGACACCGCACUUCCGAGCUCAUGCCCAGGUCCUGGUGCCGCCAGUGGCCGGGCAAGAGACAUGGACCAUCGGCUGGAUUCAAGCGUGUAAUCACAUGGAGUUCUACAAUACUUAUGGAAACAAAGGGAUGUCGAGUUGGGAGCUCCCCGACCUGCGUGACGGCAAGAUCCAAGCCAUCAGUGACUCGGAUGGCGUCAACUACCCAUGGUACGGCAACACCACGGAGACCUGCACUGUCGUAGGCCCCACCAAGAAGGACAGCAAGUUCACCGUCAGUAUGAACGACAAUUUCUACCCCAGCGUGACCUGGGGCGUGCCGGUCAGUGACAGCAAUGUGCCUCAGCUUAGCAGCAUCCACCGCGACCAGAGCUUUACGACCUGGCUGGUGGCGAUCAACCAGGCCACCUCAGAGACGCUCGUCCUGCAGACAAUCCGCUGGAGGAUGCGGCUUCACAUCAAAGUGGACCCAGAAAAGCCUCUGGGUCACAGGGCCAUUCUGAACGAGCCCGUGGCCCAGGAACAGCCCCAAAUCCUGGGCAAGAAUGAGCCCAUCCCUGCUAACGCCAUGGUCAAGCCCAAUGCCAAUGACGCCCAGGUGCUGAUGUGGCGGCCAAAGAAUGGUGACCCCGUGGUGGUCAUCCCACCCAAAUACUGACCUGUUUCACUGACCAGACUGGCCUUGGAUACUUUAACAGUAUCAUCUCUUAUUUGUUCUCUUUCUUCCGUUCCUGCUCUUCACCAGCUCUCACUGCUUUAACCUUUCUUUGACAUACGUUUUCUUCCGUUUUUGCCUCCUUACUCUCCUCUCUUACAUUUUAAAACUACUCAGAGAGAAAAACAGACAGAGACAAAUGAAACCAGCUCUC